This is a messenger RNA of Lachancea lanzarotensis, 1377 nucleotides long. It is a transcript of the gene BSC6, whose product is annotated as LALA0S05e05336g1_1. Gene Ontology annotation, molecular function: transmembrane transporter activity. The transcript has a single exon. The record is from RefSeq and is a predicted model, not a curated record. NCBI's taxonomy places the organism in Eukaryota, Fungi, Ascomycota, Saccharomycetes, Saccharomycetales, Saccharomycetaceae. Gene Ontology annotation, cellular component: membrane. Gene Ontology annotation, biological process: transmembrane transport. Bases 1 to 1377 code for a protein of 458 amino acids.
AUGCCUCGCAACAAACAAGAUGACUCAAUUGAGCUUGAAAUGCUCAUGGGUAAUGAGGACUCCAGCAGUCUUACAGUCACCGGGUCAAAUCAAGCUCCAGAAUAUGGCGGUGAGACAAUCAAUAUUUACCCCUUGGAUUAUCAAAAGGUUCAUAUUGUGAGAUGGCAGAUGGCAGCAAAUUUGGUACUGUUCCUUGUCCUGGGCCUCAACGAUGAAUGCAACGGUGCUCUUUUGCCAGCUUUGACGCAGUACUACAACGUUUCGAAAGUUGAGGUUGCAAAUCUGUUUGUAGUGCAAUUUUUAGGCUAUUGCACGGCUUCUUUGCUAACCCAAAAAAUUCACACCAGAGUUGGAGCCAGAGGAGCGAUGUUGACCGCAGCUGGAUUGUGCGUUUUGUUUUACAGUGUUCUACUAUCAAGGCCACGCUGGUUUGUGGUCUAUGUUGCAUGUUUUAUGCCCCUAGGACUAGCUAUAGGAAUCAUGGACUCGGUCUCCAACGUGUUAUUCGGAAACCUCGAGAACCAUAAAAACGAAUGGAUGGGAGUCCUUCAUGGUCUGUAUGGAGCAGCAGCCAUGGUAACUGCACCUGUGGUAUCCUACUUCGUCAAAUAUAGUCAGUGGAACUACUUCUUCAUGUUGCCCUUGUCGGUUUCUUUAGUGGGGCUCACGCUGGUGCCCUACGCGUUCAAAGACGAGACCGCCAACAAAUACAACUACUUAUGUGAGAUAAGUCGAGAGCAAGGCGAUGACGUUCAUCCCAGCUUCUGGUCAUUGGUCCGCAGACCAGCAAUUUUCAUGUAUGCAAUCUACAUGUUCAUUUACCUUGGAUCAGAGGUGUCAACUGGAGCAUGGAUCUUCACGUACCUUUUGGAAGUGAAAAAAGGACAGGUAAUACCGAUGUCCUACGUUACUGCUGCCUUUUGGAUGGGUCUGACGACAGGCAGACUAGUUUUAGGUUUUGUCACAAAGCGGUGGUUCAAAAACGAAUACAGAGCUUCCGCUUUCUACACAAAGCUUUGCGUUGUAUUCUACACAUGUUUCCUAGCCGUCACCUACUUUUCGGGAUCUUCUGCGCUCUAUUUUGUAGCAGUGUCAGUAAUGAUUUUUCUUGGCGGAGUAUUCAUCGGGCCGCUUUUCCCUAAUGCCAGCGUUGUCGCUCUACAGGUCUUGCCUAAAAACAUGCACGUAAGUGGUGUUGGUAUUGCUGUGGCAUUGGGAGGUUGUGGUUCUGCAAUUUUGCCCUAUUCUGUGGGUCUGAUUACACAUUUGGUCGGAUUUGAAUGGUUUCCGUUUUUGUGCUGGAUAAUGGUUGCUACGGUGGCCUUUGUUUGGUACUUGUACCCCAAAGUCAUAAAGGGACAUGAAGAAUACUUAUAG